Molecule: messenger RNA, 3817 nt
Organism: Boleophthalmus pectinirostris (great blue-spotted mudskipper)
Lineage: Eukaryota; Metazoa; Chordata; Actinopteri; Gobiiformes; Gobiidae
Gene: ssh2b
Product: slingshot protein phosphatase 2b
Exons: 15
Coding region: 194-3631 (1145 amino acids)
Biological process (GO): actin cytoskeleton organization; negative regulation of actin filament polymerization; protein dephosphorylation
Cellular component (GO): cytoplasm
Molecular function (GO): protein tyrosine/serine/threonine phosphatase activity; actin binding
Source: RefSeq, a predicted model, not a curated record
ACGCAUGCGCAACAGACGUGACCAGAGGAAACAGCCGGGGAGUAGUCAAACAGACUGGAGCGACCAGAAAGGAGGAGGAAAACGCCGACAAAGACACACAGCCCGGAGUCGGUUGGAGUUUCUCCUCCACGGGACCAGUAUGCUCGUCUCUGUGCCGUGGCUUGCUCUCAGGUGUCCGCUUCCCGGUCGAUGAAUGGCGCUGGUUACCGUGCAGCGUUCACCGACCCCCAGCACCAGCUCCAGCCCCUGUGUUUCGGAGUCUGGCAGUGGGGAGGAUGACCGUCGUUCACAGCCAAGAAGCAUCAGUGAAAGUUUCCUGACAGUCAAAGGAGCUGCUCUCUUCUUACCUCGAGGAAAUGGCUCCUCUCCUUCAGCAGGCUCACGCUUUACACAACUCCGCAGCAAACAUGCAGGAGACAUUCAGCAGCAUCUUCAAACUAUGUUUACCCUCCUCAGACCAGAGGACAACAUCAAACUGGCUGUCAGGUUGGAGAGUGUGCACCAUCAGAUCACUCGGUACAUGGUUGUUGUGUCCACAAACGGACGCCAGGACACAGAGGAGAGUGUUGUGCUAGGGAUGGACUUCAGCCCCAUCGACAGCUCAUGCUCUGUAGGAAUGGUGUUGCCUUUGUGGAGUGACACAUUGAUUCAUCUGGAUGGAGAUGGUGGUUUCAGUGUCUCGACUGAUAACAAAAUCCACGUCUUCAAACCUGUGUCAGUGCAGGCGAUGUGGUCCGCUCUGCAAUCCCUCCACAAAGCCUGUGAGGUGGCCCGCUGCCACAAUUACUUCCCGGGCAGCCUGUUUCUCACAUGGGUCAGCUAUUACCAGAGCCGGGUGUCCUCUGAUCAGGCGCGCAUCAAUGAGUGGAACGCCAUGCAGGACGUCGAGUCUCACCGUGCCGAUUCGCCUGUCCUCUUCUCAGAUGUACCAACUGAACGAGAGCGGACAGAACGACAAAUUAAGACCAGUUUGAGGGAAAUCAUGAUGCAAAAGGAUCUGGAAAAUGUCACCAGCAAAGAGAUCCGAACAGAACUGGAAAUGAGCAUGACAUGCAACCUCCGUGAGUUUAAGGAGUUCAUCGACAAUGAGAUGAUUAUAAUCCUGAGACAAAUGGACAGUCCAACAGAAAUAUUUGACCAUGUUUUCUUGGGAUCAGAGUGGAAUGCAUCCAAUUUGGAGGAGUUGCAGAACAGUGGAGUUCAGUACAUCCUGAAUGUAACAAGAGAGAUUGACAACUUCUUCCCCGGCUUGUUUGAAUACCACAACAUCCGUGUUUAUGAUGAGGAGGCCACUGACCUUCUGGCUUAUUGGAAUGACACAUACAAGUUUAUCGCAAGGGCCAAGAAAGCUGGCUCCAAAUGUCUGGUGCACUGUAAAAUGGGGAUAAGUCGCUCUGCUGCCACCGUGAUCGCAUAUGCCAUGAAAGAGUACGGCUGGGACCUGAGCAAGGCUUUUGAUUAUGUCAAAGAGCGACGAACUGUGACCAAACCCAAUCCUUCGUUCAUGAGGCAGCUAGAGGAGUAUCAGGGCAUUCUCGUGGCCAGCAAACAAAGGCACAACAAACUUUGGCGUUCUCACUCCGACAGUGACCUCUCUGAGCACCAUGAACCUUUAGCCAAGUCUUUAGCUCAGCCCAACAGCCUGGGUCGCUCUGACCCCCAUAACCAGACCCCCUCCUCCGGGCCGUCCGUCAAAGAGCUGCUGGAGUCUCUGGGAGCUCCACCCAACACUGUUAAACCUUCCUCCAGCCAGAAAGACCCCAAGUCCAAGCAGAGCUCCUCCUCUGCUGAAGGACUCCCCACUUUAUCAACGCAAUGCCUCCAAGUCCAGUCUCAGGCAUCCCAAAUGAGGCAGUCCUCCCCCUGCACCUCUCCAUGUCCCCUAUCUCCUCCCCUGUCCAAUGGCAUAUGUGGUGGUGAUGAGUGCCCGUCAUCGCCUCCUCUGUCCCAGCCUAGAGCGGCCACAGUCAUGCCCCCCUCCACAGGUGUAUCCAUGGUAGCUCAGUGUGUCCCUUUAGGCCAACCUCAGCCCCCUCCCCUGCUGCACAACUUGCCGCCCUCUCCCGCCCCGUCCCCCACCCUGCUCUGUGAAGAAGAGUUGGUCAAGGGGCAGGUGGUGUUGUGUCCCAUGGUCAAACCGUUGCCAGUGUCAGUGCCUCAGCCUUUCGCCAUUCGAACCCCCACCUCACAACUAGGACCCAACUGUGUGUCCGCGGCAGUGCCUGUCGAAAACACAGACUGUGAGCAACACUUGUGUGCGUUGUCUUUGGCGGCACACUCACCCCCCUCCAGUUUUAUCAGUUUCCCCAGUGCCAUUCCUCAGGACAACGAAGCGUUGUUCGUCCACAGUGGCGAUCACAUCAACUUCUUCAGUGCCAGAGAAAAGUUCAAGGGCAUGACUAAAGAUGGCAAGACUGCUGUGAAAAAAGAGGAACUGUCUGUGCCUCCGGAUGUCGCAAGUAAUGAAGACAAAGAUGAAGUUAAGAAAAAGGAAAUGACUGUUCCUGUGCAGGCCACAGGACCAAAAUCUGACCUGGAUGUGAGCAGGUUGAAGCAUGAAGAUAUUUUAUCUCAAGAGGAAGCAGGUAAUCCAAAAGAGGAAGUGAAACACAAAGAGGAGGAGGAGGCUGCCCCGCAGCUCUACAGUGACUGGACAAGAGGGUCUGUUAGGCGUGUUACACGGCAGCUCGAGCAGCGAAUGAGACAGGAGCAAGAGGUGCCCUCCCCCUCCUCCUCCCCUCCCUCUCUUUCUGGAGGCUGGACCCAGCGGCGCAUGGCCAGUGUCCCAUCUGUGAUGGGGUCAAGUGCGCAGGACACCUCUCUCUGUCCUGAGGUGACAGUGGUCAGCCCAGUGCAGGAGGAGCAGGAGGAGCAGGAUGAGGAGGACACUGAGAUGCACAGACUGGGUCAAAACGAUAAAAGCACAAAAGGAGCCAAGGUCCUGCCUGCUGAGAGGUCUCUGUCUACCUCCAGUCACUACACUGCCCAUUCACCCUUCUCCUCCGUGAACUUCCUGUGUCUGGAAGGCGUCACUGAGUUUGAGUCAGCCACAGACUGGGACUGUCCCGCUCUAGGAGGGGACAUUAUAAUGAGGGAGACGUGGGAGACGCUUUGUGAGCUUGGGGCCUUUCUGCAGCAGGUGAGUGUGGGAGAGGCUUGUAAAGUACGACAAGCAGCUCAGGCUCGAAGCAGCAGCAUCCAGAGGAGAGUCAGAGAGGUGGAGGCCAGGAUACGACAGGCGGGACUGACCCCUCCCUCUCUCAUGAAGCGCUCUGCCUCUUUGGCCAAGCUGGGCUGUCUGGAGCUACUGGCCAAUGAACUGAGUGAAUGGGAGCUGACCCGCUCCUGUGUGGCCCCUUCCUCCUGCACAGAGCCCACUGGCCACACAGUGGUCAGUGAUGAAUCCAAAAAACAGCGCGUUCACCACUCGCCCUCCUUAUUCAGCCAGCACACUCCACCCCUUGAGACACGUGACACCCCUCCUGAAUCUUCCCCCUCCACUAGCCUACCUGUGCCCUCUGAACAGGACACUCCAGGACCAAACCUCACCACAGCAAGGCAGCAGUACGGACGGACUCACCCCCUACGAAGGCUCAAAAAACGAACUGGCACCCUUUACCACACCAUGUAAAACCUCUAUGUCAAAAUGUCUAUGUGAGAGAAUGGAGUGCAAAGUCACUGCAAAAUAAUAAUAUCUACAUGAGUUAAACUACUGGAAUUCAAAAUAUUGAAUUUGUUUGAGUAGUUUAGGGGGAAGUAGAGUAAAGAAAAUUGCACAUGGAAGUUUUUAUUCAGAAAUUAUAUAUAUAUAUAUAUA